Messenger RNA from Vitis vinifera (wine grape), 1479 nucleotides. Its product is annotated as LEAF RUST 10 DISEASE-RESISTANCE LOCUS RECEPTOR-LIKE PROTEIN KINASE-like 2.7. NCBI's taxonomy places the organism in Eukaryota, Viridiplantae, Streptophyta, Magnoliopsida, Vitales, Vitaceae. Bases 1 to 1479 code for a protein of 492 amino acids. The record is from RefSeq and is a predicted model, not a curated record. Gene Ontology annotation, molecular function: polysaccharide binding. The transcript has 3 exons.
AUGUCACACCCCACCUUCUUCCUCCUGGUUCUCUCCAUCUUCCCCACCGCCUCCGGCACCGCUGCAAACUUAUCGUCACCAUGUCCGACAUAUGACUGUGGUAACGGUGUACAGAUAAGGUACCCUUUCUGGCGCCUAGACAACACCACCUCUACCCAAUUUUGUGGGUACCGUGACUUCGGUCUCACUUGCUCCGACUCCGGUGAGCCCAUACUGAGUCUACCCAGUGAUUCAUACUACGUCAAAAAUAUCAGUUAUGAAGAAUAUACCCUCACCCUGGUGGAUAUUGACAUUUUGGACCAAUCGUGCCCCAGGGCGCGUCACAACCUUACUAUCAAUGCCACGCUUCCGUUGUAUUACUCUUCUUUGGAUUUGAACCUUACCUUUUAUUUUAAUUGCACUUCCACCUCUUCCGUUUUACAACAUAUACAGUGCUUAGCAUCCUAUGCGAUGAAGUCUUAUGUUUUUAUAGUGGGGGAGGAGACGGACAACUUCGAUUGGUUGGCAAAUUGCGAGGAGAAGGUGGUGGCGACGGUGAUGGAGGAGGAGAUCAGUAUUGCGAACUUGAGUGGUGAGUUUGGUGGGGCCAUGAAGAAGGGCUUUAUACUUGAUUGGCGAAGUGUUAGAGAUUGUGGUGAAUGUGAGGCACAUGAUGGGCUGUGUGGGUACAAUAAUGCUCAAGGGGAGGGCUUGUGCUUUUGCAAGGAUGGCUCCAUAAGCAGGGAUAACUGUAAAGUGGGCAAAAUUGAGUACCCUUUCUGGGUAGAUGGGGACCAACCUGAUUACUGUGGUCAUCCGGCGUUCAAGCUUGACUGCAUGGGAUUUAAGGCCACCAUAGAGAUAAUGAACCGAAAAUAUGAUGUCAUUAACAUCAAUUAUGAGGCUCAAAUCCUGACGAUUGCCAGAGUCAAUGAAUUCUUCAUUAAAGAUAUAUUGUGUCCUGAACAGAAUGCAACCAUGGAUUCCACCCUCUUCAAAUACACUUCCAACACCCAGAACGCCACCCUGUUCUACAAUUGUCCCCCAGGGUUUGAACAUCCCGCGACUUGGAAAUUUAUCUGUUUGAAAUUCGGUGCUCUAGACUGUGCUUUUUUUGUGUUAAAUACGUCCCUGGCCACUGAACUCGUAAGCAUAUGCGGGGCUGGUGUGGUCGUUCCGGUCCUUGCAACUGCUGCUCAGGGCUUUAUGAAUCAUUCAUUAGCUUUUGUUCAAGUUCUGAAGGAAGGGUUUGAGGUGCAAUGGACAGUAGAAGAGGGACAAUGUCGAGGUUGUGCUGAGUCUGGAGGUAGAUGUGGAUAUAAUUUGAGUUUUAGCCAACCCAGUUGUUAUUGUCCUGACAAACCUUAUUCAACAAGCUGUCCAACUCUAAAGGCGCCGCCACCGAUUGCACCAGCUCCAACUGCUUUGAAUUCGCCAAAGUCAAAUCAAAACAUCUGCAGCGAUGAGCUGAUUCAAAGUUAUUUGGAUACCCAGCAAUGA